Limanda limanda (common dab) is the source of this 2657-nucleotide messenger RNA. It is a transcript of the gene znf281a, whose product is annotated as zinc finger protein 281a. Lineage: Eukaryota; Metazoa; Chordata; Actinopteri; Pleuronectiformes; Pleuronectidae. Gene Ontology annotation, molecular function: RNA polymerase II cis-regulatory region sequence-specific DNA binding; DNA-binding transcription factor activity, RNA polymerase II-specific. The record is from RefSeq and is a predicted model, not a curated record. Bases 159 to 2567 code for a protein of 802 amino acids. The transcript has 7 exons. Gene Ontology annotation, biological process: regulation of transcription by RNA polymerase II.
UGGAAGAGCCCAGCAGCUGCGGGAAAACAAUGUUUUGGCUUUAGAUGUUGAAACGUGGAGCUGAGGGCGAACCAGGCGAGCCACGACCACGGGCCAUGCUCCCGCGCCGGAUGACACUUAUUACCAACUCAUAGUUUUCCUGCCUGCCGGCUUUCACCAUGAACAUCAUUCAAGACAAACUAGGAAAUGAAUUCCUGCGCUCCAACGGGGGUAUGGACUCCAAUUUCGGCCCUGGCAUGAUUAUGUUCAGCCAUCUCCCGCCGGUGACCAGCUUCACCCGGCUGGCCGCCCACUCCGUCAUGCAGGACUUGCCACCGCAUGAGAUGAUCCUGAAGAAGGAGCGCGACUCACCUGACUGCAGCAUGGGCACCCAGGGUGGCUUCGGCUGUGCAGGAGUGGGAGACUAUGUUCACUCGAUGGGUAUCAAGCAGGAGAAGAUGUCAGAGCAUGAUUAUCGCCUGCCGCUCUACCCUGGAGGCCAUGGGAAGAGCACAGAUCUGCUGGAGGUGACAGUCAGUAACAACCAGAGCCUGCUGGUGCAUGACCUCAACAUGGGCAAUCUGCCGAGUCAGUUAGGAAAAGAGCCUGCUGGGAGAAAAGGUCGAAGGUCAAACGGUGAUGGACAGGAGGGUAAACCUAGAAAGAAGAGAAGCGAAGCAAAGCAUUCAAUGAUGCUGGAUGGAGAUGGAGGCAGCCUGUCACCAGGAAACAAGCCUCACAUCUGUGAGCACUGCGCUGCAUCGUUCAGAAGCUCCUAUCACCUACGCAGACAUGUCCUCAUUCACACUGGUGAAAGACCCUUCAGAUGCAACCAGUGCAACAUGAGUUUUAUUCAGAAGUAUCUUCUCCAGCGACAUGAGAAAAUCCACAGUGGAGAGAAGCCAUUCAGCUGUGACCAGUGCAACAUGCGAUUCAUUCAGAAGUACCACAUGGAGAGGCACAAGAGGACACAUAGCGGAGAGAAGCCGUACAGAUGUGAAACCUGCCAACAGUAUUUUUCUAGGACAGACCGACUGCUUAAGCACAAGCGAACCUGUGGAGAAGCCAUAAAGAAGGGGCUGGAUCCUGGGAUGAUGGACCUGGGUUGUGUUGACAUGGGCCAUGGCAGCUAUGGAAUCACUCAGGGAAAUGUUGGGAGUACUGGCAGAAAGAGGGGGAAGUCUAAAAAUGGUGGAGAGGGAGGGGAGCGCAGAAAGAAGAAGGGGGAUGCAGGAGGGGGAAGAGUACCGCACAUUCACGGUGCAGCGUCUGGAGGCUACAGCAUCCAUGACUACUCUAUGGAGAAUCAGACCGUAUCUUCCUCUACCGAGCCGGGGCCCAGCAUGCAGCAGAGCCACCAUGGCAGAGCUCCAAAGAUGGCCUUCAAGAGGGCCAAUCGCAAGAGUCCGGCCAAAGCAAGCCCGUUGGAGCAGAGUGUGGGCAUGGAUGGACUUGGCCUCAUGCAGGGUAAUGGAGCCAAAGUAGGCACCAGCAGCAGCAACUACGACGACGCCAUGCAGUUUCUGAAGAAGAGACGCUACCUUAACGCAGCAAACAAUGCAAACCCAUCAGGGCCUGUGGGGGCCGGGGUAACCAGCAGUGAGUACGAAGUCGGCGUUGGUCACUUGUCUUCCCAGCCAUCUGUCGUACAGGGCGUCAUUUCCAGUGUAAUGGACAGUGACUUGCCACUGAGUCUCGACAAGUCAGGGAUCCCUGAUGAAGUGCUGCAGAGCCUCCUUGACCACUACUCCCAGAAACAUGAUGGCUCGCACCACGACGUUCACUUUGACCUCAGUGACCAGCACGUGGACCUUAACUCCGUCUCAGCUGACAGUCCUGACAUCGGCCACGGCACAGACACCUCCAGCCCGUGUGGAGACAAGAACGUCAUGAUGCACGAGUACUCCCGCUUCCUGCUGCAGGCUUUGGAGCGCACCAGCCACACCACCAGCUUCCCUCUGGGCCCCGGGCCUUCCCCCUCAGGACCGUUCACCAGUUCCCACCAAGGCAACCCCCUCUACGCUGACAAGAACAUCUACACUACGUCCCCGCUGGAGUGUGGGUUUGGCCAGCCGGUGGCCUCGCCUUCGCUGCCCUCAUCUGUGCCAAAAUCUCACUUUGCAAUGCUGUCGGGCUCCUCGCCACAGCACAGCUUCCACCUGAGCGGCCUGGAGCCCACACACCAGCAGCUCACCCCGUCUCAGGAGCUCACCGACCAGAUGGAGAAGCAGCACUCCUCCACCCCCCCCUCCUCCUACCAGAUCAGCCCAUCUGACCUGAGCAGCGAUAAAAACCACCCGCCAGUGAAGAAUGGCACGGCAGUCUUCCCUCUGGCCCCCUCGCAGAAUCUGGCCCCUCUGGACUCCUCGAAGCCUUCCUACCAGAUUGAAAACUUUGCCCAGGCCUUUGGCUCCCAGUUCAAGUCAGAUGGCCGCGGCUUGUCUUAUGGCACUGACUCUGGCGGGGAGGUGGAUCACAGGAUACGGACGCCUGUGUCUGAAUUCUCAGGGUAUACUAGUUUGUUAUCUGAUGUCAAUGAGCCAGUAAGUACAGGUUCCAAAACUCCAACAAGCCAAAGCUACAGAUGAGAGCCUGAGAGGGAGAGAACACACUGUCGUUAAAGCUGAUGUUCUUAUUUUAGCUUUUUAGUGCUCCUAUUUUAUUAUUAUUAUUAUUAU